Messenger RNA from Aspergillus steynii IBT 23096, 904 nucleotides. RefSeq lists its product as uncharacterized. Lineage: Eukaryota; Fungi; Ascomycota; Eurotiomycetes; Eurotiales; Aspergillaceae. The record is from RefSeq and is a predicted model, not a curated record. The coding region runs from base 209 to 781 and encodes 190 amino acids. The transcript has a single exon.
ACACAUUCUAAAUAUAACCCCGUCAAGCGCUGGCUUCGGGUUCCCAUCACAUUGUGCUCGUCCGCAUAACCGCCGGGCGAGAUGAGACGACGAGAAUAGAAAAGGCCGGCGCUUCUGCACGGUCGGCGCUUAACUGCAGGAACAACCCUAAUCGUCACGCUGCUAGGACGCGCCGGUCCCUCAGGUUGCAGGAGGAUGCAGGCAAUGAAUGGCUGUCGAUGCAGUUGGGAGGGGAGACGCCUCCGUAGUGCCCUUGGAUUUUCCCCUCGAGGGCGACAUCCCCGUCUCCCAUUCCAAAUCCCCCCCUGGUUUGCUCGAACAUGCAACCCGCAGGCGACUGGCGAAACGCGCCGUCCCAAAGCGACCAAACCCCCUUGAGAGGGGAGAAAAAAAGGAAAAAGGAAAAAAGGAAAAAAGAAUUCGACUCGUGUUCGAGGAUCGGAGGGCACAGGCCAAUGACGAGGAUCGUGAGGGAGGAAUGCAGGCAGCGCGUCCAACCGCCGUCCUUGCAUGGCCAGCCUUUUCAGCUCGUCGGAUUGGCCUGCAUGGCCUCUGCUACUUAUAUCGCCCGUUUGACGCCGUCUCUGCUGCUCAGAUGCUCAACUCACGGGGUGGUUUGGGUUUCGUUGCUUCUCACAGACCGUCGUUUGAUCCUGUCGUUGGUUCUGGUCAUCCCAGUCCUGCACGUCGCUCUCUUCUGCUGCUCGCUGCCAUCUAUAUAAUCCUGAGCCUCUGCCCGGUGUCUCAGUCUCAUUUCCAUCGUCGGCCAAUUUGUCUCUGAUCGGUCAGGUUGACACGACAACCUUCUGCAUUCCUGCUGGCAGGAUUCCUACUGUGACCUCAACGCCAACAUUCCUUUUUCUUUUUGACUGGAAGACAAACACCUGCCGACUGGCAUUUUUCU